UUCAAUUCGCUGUUGUGCACGUGUGAUUUGGAUUGCUGAAUAAUCAGUUCAAAACCAUCCAUUCUACCUUCACCCGCGUUACAGUGCUUUGCCCGUGUUCCUUGCGCAAUGCACGCUUACGUCAGUUAUGUGCAGGACACUGUCACGGCUAUUGUGCCUGUACCUCUCAUCAGAAACUUCCGGCCAAAAAGCGAAACAGAUUUUGACAGAAACCGUCGAAUGGUUUACUGGUGCUCGAAAAAAGGCGGAGGUAGCGAUGAAGAAUUCUACGAGGCCGAAAUACUGGAUCUGGCAGAAUCGAAAGAAGCUUUAAUACUGAAGCUCAAGCACAAAAAGCUGCCUAUCCCGACAAUUUUUGAGUGCGACAAGGAGUAUCAUCCACCAAGUAGCCUAAAGAAGUCUGUAUCAGACACAAAGAAAGCAAAAGAAAAUGCAAAGAAGGAACGUCUGAAGAAGAUUGCUUCACAUCAGGGGAAAGUGAGCCAAGCCCCAAAGAAAGGGCAACAAAAACUGAAUCGAUGUGAUCCCCCUGAAGAAGAAUGCAGUUCCUCUGACGAGAGUGUCGUACCUUCAAGCUUACUUGUGCAGAAGGACAAGAUAAUUGCAAGACUGAAGAAAAAACUUUGUGAAGAGCAAGACAAGAACAACCGGCUGACACUAGCACUUCUCGAUAAAAUCGAGAUUGCACGGGAAACUUCAGCACAACGAGCACCUAUGGCUGUCACCGCCACUGCACUCUACUUUGUUGCGAAUCAACCGCAACAUAUUGCGUGUCUCCGCUGCCGUAGGGAUUUCACGCGGUCCCUCAUACUCGUCCUCCGAGGCUCCUUCGUCGACGUCCAUGUGACCGACGAUGAUGUCCACAAUUUCGGCAUCCGUCACAGGACUGACGACCGGAAUGUUCGUAUCCACUCGCGCAAAGGAGCGGAAAUCAUCAUCCACUUCUUGCCCCACAAGAUCAUGCACUCUUCUGUAGAGGCUCUCAGAUUCCUCCCUGUCAUCCAGUUCGACUGGCUGAGCCGUGGCACGUACGCGGCAAAAACCCUCAUGCGCGAAGCAAUUCGCAAUCUGUGCUCCUUCCAGGUCCCUCCACGAACGGCAAAUCAGAUGAAUUGCACCAAGGAGAUCAAUGCUGUAGCCCUUGCUACAGUCGUACGCAAGCAACAUACGCUGAAGAAGGCUUUUCUGGUACAGCCUCCUCGUCAUUUCAAUGAUGCCCUGGUCCAUAGGCUGCAAAACGGACGUGGUGUUGGCUGGCAGGAACUCCACAGUGUUCCACAGGGACCUGUAGAAGUGGGAGUGCCCACACCUGACAAAGUGUACUGCAAAUCUGGUGGCAGCAGUGAGAUGUCCUCUAUGCUUACAGUUAAAGUCGGGACGUCUUCUGUUCCAGAGCAUCCUGGGCCACAUAGUGCUUUCUGUGGGAGUGACGUGAACGCGACUUCAGGCUCGACUGGGUCUUCGUCAGUAACUGUGCCUGACCCACAACUGGAGCUGUACGCAGUGGUCGACGACAAGGUUCACCUUGGGAAUAGCUUCUUUAUUCCUCGCAACAAGUUAGAUUUCCUUCAACGUGGAACUACUGAUUCUAAAUUGGUGAAAGAUGUAGCCCGGCAUCUCUGGACGAUAGAAGAGAUGACUAGCCGGAGCAUUACUGGCCAACCGUGCCGCAGGCCAGGUGUGCCCGGAUCGAUCAAGCAGCAGGCAACCCCUGCGAAGGUCGAAGCCAUAACUAAUGUCCUUUCAAAAUUUGUUGAGGGCCACCCGAACCAGACGCCUGCUGAACAAAGAAUGAAAACCGUCAGAAAAACACUAAGUGAUUUCUUUGCAGACAUGGCCCGCCAGGGCAAGAGAAGGAAGAUCGUGUCAUGAACUUUUCCUACAUAAAUACAUGUAUCAAUACAUAAGAAUAAAAAUGCAGUU
Molecule: messenger RNA, 1923 nt
Organism: Ornithodoros turicata
Lineage: Eukaryota; Metazoa; Arthropoda; Arachnida; Ixodida; Argasidae
Exons: 12
Coding region: 109-1872 (587 amino acids)
Biological process (GO): negative regulation of DNA-templated transcription
Molecular function (GO): DNA binding
Source: RefSeq, a predicted model, not a curated record